GGACAAAAAGAAAUGAAGAAUCAGUCAGGGGAGAUAGAGUUCAUUUUGCGUGGACUGACAGAUGAUCCUCUACAACAAAUUGUGAUUUUCGUGUUCCUGUUUUUCAAUUACAUCUUGAGCCUGACAGGAAACUUAAUCAUCAUUGUCCUCACCCUGCUGGAUCCCCGCCUCAAGACACCCAUGUAUUUCUUCCUCCGAAAUUUCUCCUUCUUAGAAAUCUCCUUCACAACAGUCUGCAUUCCACGGUUCUUGACAAGCAUUCUCACUGGAGACAAAACAAUUUCUUACGAUAGCUGUGCAACUCAAUUAUUCUUUUUCUUUCUAUUAGGAAUUACAGAGUUUUACCUGCUGGCUGCCAUGUCCUAUGACCGCUAUGUUGCCAUCUGCAAACCACUGCACUACCCAAACAUUAUGAACAGCAGAGUGUGCCACCAGCUGGUGCUCAGCUCCUGGGCAACUGGAUUCUUGAUCAUCUUUCCCCCUUUGCUCUUGGGACUCAAGCUGGAUUUCUGUGCUUCCAAAGUGAUCGAUCAUUUCCUAUGCGACACUUCUCCCAUCCUGCAGCUCUCAUGCACAGAUACACGUUUCAUAGAAUUGCUGGCUUUUAUUUUAGCUGUGAUGACGCUUGUUGUCACAUUGUUAUUAGUGGUCCUCUCCUACACAUUCAUCAUGAAAACCAUUCUGAAAUUCCCUUCUGUUCAACAGCGAAGAAAGGCCUUUUCCACCUGUUCUUCACACAUGGUUGUUGUCUCCAUUACUUAUGGGAGCUGUAUCUUUAUGUACAUGAAACCAUCGGCAAAGGAAAGGGUGACAGUAACUAAAGGGGUAGCUGUUCUCUAUACUUCUGUUGCCCCUUUACUCAACCCUUUCAUUUACACCCUCAGGAACCAACAGGUUAAAGAAGCUCUCAAGCAUGUGCUUCAAAGGCUUUAUUCCUUUCCAAACAAAGAAAGAGAAAUUAUACACAAAUAA
Molecule: messenger RNA, 972 nt
Organism: Fukomys damarensis (Damara mole-rat)
Lineage: Eukaryota; Metazoa; Chordata; Mammalia; Rodentia; Bathyergidae
Product: olfactory receptor 6C6
Exons: 1
Coding region: 13-972 (319 amino acids)
Biological process (GO): G protein-coupled receptor signaling pathway
Cellular component (GO): membrane
Molecular function (GO): olfactory receptor activity; G protein-coupled receptor activity
Source: RefSeq, a predicted model, not a curated record